GAUACCUCCGAGGGGAGAGGCAAACGCUCGUGCUUUUGAUAUUACUUUCUAUUGAGAUAAUUUACAGCCUACGUAUUCAUAUAUGUGUAAAUAUUUGCAUUACUAAAACUAUAGAAGGACCUUCUACGCUUGCACGGCUGAAAUAUACAGCAAUUGUAGCAUACUUCUGAAGCUUCUACUACGGCUGCUACUACUACCACUACUACUACAACUCCUCCCUGGUGAGAAGAUGGCAACUUUAACGAACGGGCAGGUGGACGGCACGGGGCACGGCGGCGCCGUCAGCGCGAACGGGCUCGUGAACGGAUUAAGCCACAGCCACAGUCCCGCGAGCUGCGGCACCAUCCCCAUGAAGGACCACGAUGCCAUCAAACUGUUCAUCGGGCAAAUCCCACGCAAUCUGGACGAGAAGGACCUCCGACCCCUCUUCGAGGAAUUUGGCAAGAUCUACGAGCUCACGGUCCUCAAGGACCGCUUCACCGGCGUGCACAAAGGCUGUGCCUUUCUCACCUACUGCGCGAGAGACUCGGCGCUGAAAGCUCAAAGCGCGCUCCACGAGCAGAAGACCUUGCCAGGGAUGAACAGACCGAUCCAGGUGAAACCAGCGGACAGCGAGAGCAGAGGAGAAGACAGAAAACUCUUUGUGGGCAUGCUCAACAAGCAGCAGUCUGAGGACGACGUGCGACGUCUGUUCGAAGCGUUCGGGAACAUCGAGGAGUGCACCAUCCUCAGAGGUCCUGACGGAAACAGUAAAGGCUGUGCAUUUGUGAAGUACUCCUCUCACGCUGAAGCACAGGCAGCUAUUAGUGCUCUACAUGGGAGUCAGACCAUGCCAGGUGCCUCCUCCAGCCUGGUGGUCAAGUUCGCCGACACGGACAAGGAGCGGACGAUCCGGCGCAUGCAGCAGAUGGCGGGCCAGAUGGGCAUCUUCAACCCCAUGGCCCUGCAAUUCGGGGCCUACGGGGCCUACGCUCAGGCACAGGUGCAGCAGCAGGCAGCGUUGAUGGCGUCGGUGGGGCAGGGCGGGUACCUCAGCCCCAUGGCGGCCUUCGCCGCGGCUCAGAUGCAGCACAUGGCCACCAUCAACGGGCUGCCAGGUGGGCCCCUGACCCCCACCUCAGGUGGCAGCACCCCUCCAGGUAUCACCGCCCCCACAGUGACCAGCCUCCCAUCUCCAAUCAGUGUGAACGGCUUCACGGGGCUACCGCCCCCCCAGGCCAAUGGCCAGCCCCCAGCUGAGGCCGUCUUCACCAACGGGAUUCACCCGUACCCAGUUUUACAGGAGAUCAUAUUUAGAGAGGACUCGGAGAAGGGAGAAGUGGGCGUGGCUCAACGGAGUUGUUUUGGGGUUCAGGGGAGCUGCUUCCUCUCCUCUCUCACUGAAGCAGCUCAGAGCCCCACCGCUGCCGACCCUUUACAGCAGGCCUAUGCAGGAGUCCAGCAGUACGCAGCAGCCUACCCUGCUGCAUACGGACAGAUCAGCCAGGCCUUCCCCCAGCCUCCCCCCCUUAUCCCCCAGCAACAGAGAGAAGGGCCGGAGGGGUGUAACCUGUUCAUCUACCACCUCCCUCAGGAGUUUGGAGACGGCGAGCUCAUGCAGUCCUUCCUGCCUUUCGGUAAUGUCAUCUCCUCCAAAGUGUUUGUGGAUCGGGCGACAAACCAAAGUAAAUGCUUUGGCUUUGUCAGCUUCGAUAACCCCGCCAGCGCCCAGGCAGCCAUCCAAUCGAUGAACGGCUUUCAGAUCGGCAUGAAGCGCCUAAAGGUGCAGCUCAAGAGGCCGAAAGAUGCCAACCGCCCCUACUAGCCCCGUCCCCCUCCCCCACCUUCGCCCCAAUGGCGAACACUGCUGGAGCACACAGGACAAACAGGUUUUACGGAGUUGGGAUGCACGAUUGGCGACAGGAGAAAAAAAAGACAUUGUGAUAAAAAAAUAAAACAGUUUCAAAAGGGGCUGGAACCAAACUGCAACACAAGAGAAACGAAGGGGGAAGAAUCACACCACCAAACUUUAACACCGCUUUUGGAACUUCUGGAAUUCAGCAGAACCCUGUGUGUGGCAGCAAGUGUGUCUCUGGACCUGGGUCGACCCCCUUACCCCCCUCCCCUCCCAAAACCUUUUCCAGACCAGGCAGGACCACUACAACAAAAGGACUUAUACAGAAAAAAGAAACUACUGACUGAUUCCCACAGAGCCGAUCCAGAAGGAGAGCCCCGACGACUUCAAAAUAAAGCUUUUUUGAAAAAAAAAAAGAGAAAAAAAGACAUUCCCCAUGCAGAGCACUGCGAGAGGGCUCGAACCAACAAAAAUCAAACAGAGGAGGCAGAUACCUUUUUAAAUAACAGUUGUGAAUUUUAAAGUGAACUGCAUUUUCAGAGGAAAGGACCUUUUUUUAAGGGGGCGCGAUAUUUCAGGACACAAACUCAUAGAGAUUCGGGUGGCCAUCUUUACUUGGAGUGCCUGUCCGUUUCCAGGGGAUACAGUUGCCAUGGCAAGCCGUGGCAACAAUCUCUAGGGAGUCUUACCCAUCAUUCCUCAGUUGAUUUAGGGACCAAAUGACCAAACAUUUUUACCACUUAAAGACUUGUAGCUGUAACAUACUUGGACCGUCACAUCUCUUUUGCUGUUUGAGCAGGCCUAAGGGUUAUGGUUGAGGGGAAAAAAAUGUAAAAUGAUCAUAUAAAUAUAUAUAUAUACAAUAUAUAUACUGUAUAUACAUACAUAUAUAUUGCUGGUAUGCUUUAUAAAAAUGGCAACUAUUUCAGAUCGCCUGUGGGAACACUCAUUUCGCUAGUUUACAACUACAACUACUCAGUAUCAGAGUAUUUAUUUUUUCUCUGUUCUUUUCACCUGAACCAGAACAAAACCUGAACCUGAUAGUUAAAAUGAACAUAAUAUAUAUGUGUGUACAAAAUAUAUGAACAUGUUUAUAUUUACAGUACAUAUAUAUGUAUAACAUACACAUGCAAAACGUAUUCAUAUAUAUCGGCGCAUAUAUAUGAAUACAUAUGUUACUCAAACUUAUAUAUGUGUUUAUAUGCAUAUAUUUUAUAUAUAUGUGUGUGUAUAUAGAACUGCUAUUGAACCUAAUAUGUAGAACUGUAAUUUUACUGUAGAUUUUAGCUGGUCUCCAACAAUGCUCAUGCCAAUCUGCUUUGGACUAAGCUGGGUAGAAUCGCAAUUAUGGCAGCUCCCAAACUGCAAGCAUUCCACUCUCUUCUGAAAUACGUGCUGACAUAUAUAUAUAUAUACAUAUAUAUGUGUGUGUAUAUUCAUAUUUGUACAUAUGUGUAUAUGUUAUUUGAAACUGCAGGAGGCCGGUUCUCAGAGGGCGAGUAUCAAGAACAGGCCGUUUGAUCUUUCCUUAAGAACUGGGGGCUGCCUUCAUAACCGAUCUACUCUGCUCCACACUGCGCACAGACACCUAGCAAAGAAUCAGCCAUCUGCUAAACUUGAACUAAAACCGACAUAUCAUAGCCGUUAUUUAUCUCUCCGCGCCGCGUGCAUCAGUCUUACUCUCGCGUUUAGGUAGGCGCCAGACGACAGCGUCGCAGCGGCCCGUUUAGUCACCGGCGGCUCGUUUCUAAAACCACUUUCCGACUCGAGUUUAACCCAGACGUAUGGCUAAUUGAGCCACUACUAUUGCUCAUUGCUAAUGGGGGAAAAAAGAAAAAGUGUGGCUUUUUCAUGGCGGAUACCAGAUGCUGAAUAAGACGCAAAGCCGUGCAUUGCAGCUAGCGGUGGCGACUUGCCACAGCGUACGCGGUCACGGAGUCGGAGAGUAAGCCGGUCUAAACAGCGUAUGUAACAUCCCCAUCUGGUUCAUUUCCAAACGACGGAAUCCGACACUCCCUCCACAACUCGACCUGCAAAACACAGCAAAUCUGACGGAAGUGUUUUGUCUUGCAAUGUAAGUGGUCUGAACUGACCUAUGACACAGUGUAGAGUAGUACUCUUAAGCCCUAUUUUUAAGCAGUACAACUGUUUAAAAACCGUGAGCUGACAACCAAAACCCGAAGUUGAUAUUAGAGACGCCGUGGAAUUCUACACCACAGGAGGAUGAACCAAAUGAUCCAGAUGGCGAUGGAAACUAGCGACAUACUUGCGCUCGAGUACUCGGCAACAGGCGGUUUCCCCUGAACGUUUUUCCCUAGACCCAUCCUAACACCAGAGAGGUGUAGUCUCUGGCUUCCACAGACCCCGCCCCCUGCUUGUACAUCCAAUCCCAGGACAGACACACCUAAUAGAUAUCUAACUCUUUCCCUUUUGCCAUUACUGUCCAUCAGCUCGGCUGCAACUGUUUACAUAAAAGGAUUCAACAGAACAAAGUGUUUAAAAAAUAAAUAAAAAAACGAUCGAGAGACAGAGCAGAGCUUUUAAUAUAUAUAAAUCAAUGAAUAUAUGUAAAUGUUUCUUUUUGUUGCUCUGUUUUUCUCUGUAAAUAGGUUUGCAUAUUUUAUAGGACUUUUACUUCUACCUACAAGGACUGGGUAAAGAGCAAACUUUAAAUACUUAAAAAAGAAAGGAAAAAAGAGCAAUCAAUAAAAGAUUAAAAAAGCAGGUAACACGGAGUUAUAGGGGUCCAUGGCAUGAGUAGAGGGUGUGCAAAUCCAGGUUUUUAACAAGACAUCUGUCAGGGAGUGCAUUGAAUUCAAUAUAAAGAAAAUCAGAUCAUUUAUUGUCACAUUUAUUUAAAUGUUCAUGACUUAUUUUUAUUUAUUUAUUUAUUUAUUUAUUUAUUUAUUCAUUCAUUUAUUUCCUGGCAUUUUUCUACCAAACUGCCAAUAAUUCCAACCUGUUGUGUUAUUUAUUUCUAUAAAUGUUUGCUGGAAAGUGUGUGCUGAGGGUCAAUGUUCCUGUGAGCAGAUAGGUAGUUUUUUUUUAAGUUUUUUAUUAUUUAUACACAAGACAUAAGAGCAAUACUCUUCCCGGCGGUGUGCCCUCGUCCUAAAUGCACGGCUCGCCCUGAAACAGGGCCUAAACUUCAUUUUCCAAUCAAACAUUAGUCCAAGCAAAGCCAGUUAAACACUACGCAUUGAGUAAAUUAUUAAUCUGAACAACCAUUUAACUUCAUAUACAGUGAUUUGGAAAAAAAUGACAUUCCAGACUGAGCCCUAACCCAGACCUGCCUUCUUCUGUUGACACUUCAUAACCAGCCACUGAGACGGAGACAAACAAAACCCUGGGGGGAAAUCCAGUUUCUCCACAGACUACUCUCUGAACAUUUAAAGACAAACAGAAGACCAUUUCCACAAAACUGCCAGGGUACUGUUUGUACAUGGUGGCAACUCUGCUUUUUGGAAAUAGUGUGAAAAUCAUUUUCAGAGAGUAGUAGUUUUUUCCACCCAAUUUCUAAAUGAAAAAAAAAAUCUUUCCUCAACAGAAGUUUGGACUUCUCUGCUCCCUGUAAUGGAAAUCUGUGGCAGGUAAAAUCUGUGGCAGGUUUCGGUCUGGCUUUGAAGGAAGCAGUAUGCCAUGGUCAUUGGUCCAUGUAGCUAAAAAAAAGCCUUAAAAGGGGUUUACAAGACAGACAGUGGAGGUAAAUCCUCCCACCUCUCAGCUCCUAAACUCUAAGCUCACAGAACAUAUCCCAGCAUGCUCUUGGUGCCAACUAGUACUGUGUACAUUAUGAAUGCAACUCAUUUUCAUUUUCAGCUCUCAAUUGGGGUUAUCCUAUUCACCUCCCCUUAAGGUCAGGGCACAACACAGCCUUGACCCUCGUCCUUUAUGGCAAUUUACAGUUUAGUUCCAUCAACAGCAGGACGCCCACUAGAAACUGCACUAAUCCAAACCCAUGAAAAUCAACAACUCAACUACUUGUGUGGCUCGUAGGAAACUUGACCAUAGAGAACGUUCCCCCUGCCCCACAUAAACCGCUCUUUGAGGUCUAGAGUGCUAGCUGCUUUAGCCUUCCGCUAUACCUUUGACUAUAGCCCGAGGCAUCUCAACACUUGCUGAUCUGAUGAUGUGUAGGUGUGUAUAGUUUCACCACUGAAAAAUAUGUCCAACAAGUUAAACAGUGUUUUCUCUCAUUGUUAUAGGUUGGGAACUAGCAGGACAGGGCAAACGUAUGCAGUUAUGGGACACUGAUUACAAUUGGGAUCUUUAUUAGGAGAAAAAAGGAAAGCAAUUUCAUGUGAAAAUAAAAGGAAAAAUUCUAUGCAGGAAGGUGGGGGUGUGAUGGUGUGAGUGUAUGUGUGCGUGUGCGAGCGUGCGUGUGGAGAGCCACCUGUCCGUCACUAUGAGACCGGCUUCUCAUUGGACAUUCGGCAUCACUGACCCCGCCCUGUCUCUCUAGACUGCCUAAUUCUCUGGUCCGUGGACCCCCUGUAAUUUACUGAAUGACGCGUUUCAGCUUAGCCAGAAAUAAAGCACAGUCACGAAUCAA
This is a messenger RNA of Conger conger (European conger), 6386 nucleotides long. RefSeq names its product CUGBP, Elav-like family member 4 (gene celf4). The transcript has 14 exons. The coding region runs from base 230 to 1804 and encodes 524 amino acids. Gene Ontology annotation, cellular component: cytoplasm; ribonucleoprotein complex; nucleus. The record is from RefSeq and is a predicted model, not a curated record. Gene Ontology annotation, biological process: mRNA splice site recognition; regulation of alternative mRNA splicing, via spliceosome. Lineage: Eukaryota; Metazoa; Chordata; Actinopteri; Anguilliformes; Congridae. Gene Ontology annotation, molecular function: mRNA binding.